GUCUUUUUAAUCAAUUAAGACUCGGUGAACUUGUCGUCGCCAUUGUUUUCUUCUUCUUUGUUGAUUUCGUCGGGCUUCCUUCUUCUCCCUGAAAUUCUCUCUCUCUUCUGGAUCGGAGCUGCGUCGAUGGCUUCCAAGCGAAUCCUGAAGGAGCUCAAAGAUCUCCAGAAAGACCCUCCUACCUCCUGCAGUGCCGGCCCUGUAGGAGAGGACAUGUUCCACUGGCAAGCAACAAUAAUGGGUCCCUCAGAUAGUCCUUAUGCAGGCGGAGUGUUUCUAGUAACUAUCCAUUUCCCUCCAGAUUACCCAUUUAAACCCCCUAAGCUAGCGUUUAGGACAAAAGUCUUCCACCCAAAUAUCAACAGCAAUGGCAGCAUUUGUCUUGACAUUCUAAAGGAGCAAUGGAGUCCAGCCUUAACCAUUUCCAAGGUCUUGCUUUCAAUCUGUUCACUCUUGACGGACCCGAACCCAGACGAUCCCCUGGUGCCAGAAAUCGCUCAUAUGUACAAGGCUGACCGGGCCAAGUACGAGGCGACCGCAAGGAGCUGGACCCAGAAGUACGCCAUGGGCUAGAGGGGGUGGACUUGCUGCAACCUCUUACCAAGACAUUGUCCACCGUUAUCUUUCGCUGUAUAAGUUAAAGGUGAGGCCUGUGAUUUAUCUUGACUGGCAAGCGAUAAAUAUGCUGUCUAGUUUGGUCUUUCGUGCCAAUGAGGGACACUGGAUAUUUGCCAGCCUAUCUGAACUACCAAAAACUGCAGUUGGAUGUUGUAAAGUUGAUGCUGUUUCCUUUUGUUGUUUGUAGCGGAUUUACAUGGAACGUGUA
Messenger RNA from Rhodamnia argentea, 826 nucleotides. RefSeq names its product ubiquitin-conjugating enzyme E2 28-like. The record is from RefSeq and is a predicted model, not a curated record. Gene Ontology annotation, cellular component: nucleus. Gene Ontology annotation, biological process: protein polyubiquitination. Bases 127 to 573 code for a protein of 148 amino acids. Gene Ontology annotation, molecular function: ubiquitin conjugating enzyme activity. NCBI's taxonomy places the organism in Eukaryota, Viridiplantae, Streptophyta, Magnoliopsida, Myrtales, Myrtaceae. The transcript has 4 exons.